AUGAUUGGGUUGCAGUUAUCAAUAUCGCAAAUCUUAUUAAUAUCAGGUACAAUUCUGGCCUGGUGUUUUUACAAGUACUACCUUAAACCUUAUCGUCAUUUGAGAAAAUUGGGAUUAAGUGGUCCCCGUCCUAAACCCCUUUUUGGCAACUUGUUGGAUGGUAAAUCGGCUUCGCAGCACUUAGUCCAAGUAGAAAGACAAGAAAAAUACGGUCAUGUGUAUGGCACUUUAUUUUUUUCCGUCCCUACCAUCUGGAUUGGCGACCCAGAAGUAUUGAAAUCAGUCUUAAUCAAGGACUUCUCCAAUUUCACUAACCGUUUCGGUAUCGCUAAUAAUUUAGAACCGUUUAAUAAAACGUUAGUAGAAUUGAGAGAUACCGACUGGAAGCGUGUAAGGAAUAUUUUAAUACCUACAUUUAGCACAUCAAAGUUGAAGCUCACUUUCCCCUGUGUUGACAAGGCUAGUAAUGAAAUUGUUGUAAUGUUAUUAAACGCAGAAAAAGAAGGCCGUUCUAUUGAGUUAUGGAGGAUUUGUGGCAAAUUUACAAUGAAGGUUAUUCUUGCUUCUGCCUUUGGAAUAGAAUUUGAAUCGAAAGAACAAGAAAAGAGAUUAACUGGUGCUGCUAGUCAGCUAACGAGUAAUUCACCUGGUUUACUGCAUAUACUGCUAUUAUUUGCAACACCGUUAUUUCGUAUUUUAGAGCCACUAUUUGGUGGGCAGUUUAUGAACUCGCUAAAUUAUUUAGCGGAUACUUGCAGAAAUGUAAUUAAGGAAAGGAGGAAAAAUAUGUCUGAAGGCGUUUCAUGCCGUAGAGAUAUGUUACAACAGAUGAUCGAAGCUGGUGAUAACGAUAAAUUAGACGACAAAGAAAUUAUCGCUCAGGCUUUGGUCUUUCUCGUGGGAGGUUACGAAACGACAGCAAAUACAUUAGCGUUUGCCACCUACUUAUUGGCAACAAACCCUGAAAUACAGCGUCGAUUAUAUCAUGAAAUUAAAACAAAACUUAACGAUACUGAUCCUUUAGAUUAUGAUUGUGUAUCGGACUUACCCUAUCUAGAAAUGGUUAUAUUGGAAACAUUAAGAAUCUAUCCACCCGCAUUUAGAGUUACUCGAAAAUGCAAAAAUGAUAUUACAAUUGAUGGUCAUCAGAUCUCAAAAGAGGCUAUGAUUGCUAUUCCUAUCUAUGCUAUUCAUCAUAAUCCUAAAUUAUGGCCUAAUCCAGAGCAGUUUAUGCCUGAACGCUUUACGCCGGAGGAGAAAUCCAAGCACGCAGCUUGCGCAUUUCUUCCAUUUGGCAACGGGCCACGAAAUUGUAUCGGAAAGAGAUUGGCUCUGCUAGAGGUUAAAUUGGCCCUUGUGAAAAUUUUACGAAGUGUAGAAUUAAUUACUACUGAAGAAACAGAUGUUCCCUUACCAUUAAGGUGUGGCAUAACUAUGUCUCCAGCUAAUGGCAUAAAUCUAGGUUGUAAAAGAAGAUAA
Trichoplax adhaerens is the source of this 1479-nucleotide messenger RNA. RefSeq lists its product as uncharacterized. Gene Ontology annotation, molecular function: steroid hydroxylase activity; iron ion binding; heme binding. The record is from RefSeq and is a predicted model, not a curated record. Bases 1 to 1479 code for a protein of 492 amino acids. NCBI's taxonomy places the organism in Eukaryota, Metazoa, Placozoa, Uniplacotomia, Trichoplacea, Trichoplacidae. The transcript has a single exon.